This is a messenger RNA of Ectocarpus siliculosus, 502 nucleotides long. Lineage: Eukaryota; Phaeophyceae; Ectocarpales; Ectocarpaceae. The record is from the annotation of a GenBank genome assembly.
GCGAGUGGGAUCACUAGGGCUAUCGUGGCCCGAUCGAGCAUUCAGCUACCAGAUGUUGUUCUACUCGUUCUUCAAGACCCUGGUGGGGAAGGAGAUCGCGGUAGAGCUCAAGAACGACGUCGCUCUCACGGGCACGCUGCACUCCGUGGACCAGUACCUCAACGUUAAGCUGACCGACGUGCAAGUUGUCGACGCCGAGCGGUAUCCACAGCUGGGGGCGAUCAAGAACUGCUUCAUCAGGGGCUCCGUGGUGCGAUACAUCCAGAUCCCAUCGGCGGAUGUAGAUACAGAGCUGCUGCAGGAUGCGUGUCGAAAGGAGAGCGCGCAAGGAAAGUAGUCUACGAUAGGAGUAGUGCACGUUCUGUGUUGUUUGUUUCAACGUAUUUUACUGGUUCAUGCUGUGCCGAGUACAGACUUAGCUGUUUGGAGAAGGAAAGAAGGUUGAACAAGUUCUUCUAGACUUUUUGCCCACUGCUAGCGGUAGAUGAAAAACUUUUUUUUU